Molecule: messenger RNA, 1404 nt
Organism: Penicillium paradoxum
Lineage: Eukaryota; Fungi; Ascomycota; Eurotiomycetes; Eurotiales; Aspergillaceae
Product: dienelactone hydrolase
Exons: 3
Coding region: 1-1404 (467 amino acids)
Biological process (GO): polyketide metabolic process
Source: RefSeq, a predicted model, not a curated record
AUGGUGAACGUAUUCCAACUAUUCACACGACAUCGAGCUCCGAGCUCCAGCAGUGGUCCACCAAACCAACCUGACGCAGAUAAUAAUGGCCCUAAUUCUGCAGCUGCUCAUCCACACGGAGCUCAACGCUCGCUCAGCAUUAGCUCUGGCAAACGCAGCCAGCGAUAUGAAGAACCGUCUCCUCGACGACUCAUCCUGAUCUCCGAUACUGCGGAAUUUGACACUCACGUUGUCCACCGCUUCCAGGGAGAAGGGUUUGAUGUGACAUACUUACCCUUCCUGGGCAGCGGAGAUGCAGAGAAAGACCGCAAAGCGCUCGAGCAUGCGGUGCAUGAAAAAGAGGAUCAGCUCGAGACUGGGGAGCGGUAUGCGAUAGUCGCAUACCAUCGCCCUGCCUAUCUUCUUUUAUCCUCCCACCACCAAACACACAGCAAGACAAAUCCAUUUCCCCGCCUAUGCGCCUUGAUAGCCUACUACCCUCUCCCCUCUACAGACCAGUUUACCUACAAGCAAAAGAAUGACUGCUCGCCACCCGGCUGCUCAGACACGACUUGUAUAUUCGAGCCAGCUCCCAAAUCAACAUUCCUCCCAAUCCAGGUGCAUCUUCCCGGCCCGCGUGUUCAGCCCUGUGCACUUUGGCCAUGGAUUAGCCUGAGCGCUUCGGAAGGCGAUGUCACCUACAAAAAGAAACACCGCUGCCAUGUCUAUGUGUACCCGGGAUCCAGGGCCGGCUUCGCAGAACGGGAGAUUCACGACGAGAAGGUCGGGGAGAUAGAUGAGACCCUGAUUGCAGAAGAUGAGAUUACCUCCCAGCUGGCAUGGAGUCGCGUGCUGGGGUGUUUACGACGCUCCUUCAACGUUGGCAGCCACUGGGCCGUUGUUGAUAUCGAGACUGUUUGGGAAGAGUAUUGGGACCGAGUUCUCGGCGAACUCGAGACACGAAAACAACACAAAGAACGGAAUUACGAGCAUGCCGUUGACAUGUUGACUGGACAUGGCCAUUACGGAGAAGUUGGAUGCCCUGCAGGCGAGUCGUCUAUAGAUUGCGUUCCUACCGCGGCUGGAGGAUUUAAUAUCUCCACCCUCAGAGUUUUCUUCGAUCAUGUGUUCCUUCCCAAUGGACCGGAUGAUCAAGAUAUCCGCCUUUUAUCACGCACUGUAGGCACUGAUCAGAUCGCGGACGAGGUGUUGUUUUCUUGCAGACAUACUGCUGAGAUUCCAUGGCUGCUACCUGGUGUUCAACCAACAAACCGAGAUAUCAAGGUGAUCUUGAUUGUGGUGGCAAACUUCUGCGCCGGCCAGAUCACACGCCAGAGUCUGUAUUGGGAUCAAGCGAAUGUCCUUGUGCAGGUUGGAUUGCUGGACCCGGCACUUGUGCCAUCCUCACAGGCUCUCGAGGGUUGA